Molecule: messenger RNA, 3746 nt
Organism: Labrus mixtus (cuckoo wrasse)
Lineage: Eukaryota; Metazoa; Chordata; Actinopteri; Labriformes; Labridae
Gene: gdpd5a
Product: glycerophosphodiester phosphodiesterase domain containing 5a
Exons: 17
Coding region: 387-2159 (590 amino acids)
Biological process (GO): lipid metabolic process; positive regulation of neuron differentiation
Cellular component (GO): plasma membrane
Molecular function (GO): glycerophosphodiester phosphodiesterase activity
Source: RefSeq, a predicted model, not a curated record
AUUACAGAUUUUAACUCUUCUGUGAACACUGGAGGUUUGUCUCGGCUCAAGAGGAAACUGUCCUGUGUUUUAUUUAGAUAUUUAUCAUCUAAAAACGUCACAGUUUUUCUCAUAUAUCCGGACUUUACGCUGCUGCAGUAAAUCGGCUGUGCGCCUCUGCUGCGUCUCUUACGGCCGCUCAAAGUUACUGUAAAAAGUCUUUUAAUUAUCAGUAAAGUCAAGCAGUGAAGAGGAGACGUUAUGUCUACGUGCAUGGAUAUAGUUGAUUAAGAGAGACUGGCUUCUAGUUUCUUCUACACUAUCCAGGAUACAAAGGCUGUCGUGGAGGGUUUCCCAGUCUUGUGUGGGAUGUUAUCGGACUGGUGGAGCGUUGAGGCUGAAGGAGCAUGGUGAAACACCAACCCUUACAGGUCUAUGAGAAGCAGGUCUUUGUGUCCUUUGUCACUGGGGUCUAUGGUUGUCGCUGGAAACGCUACCAGCGCUCCCAAGAUGACAGCUCCAGGUGGGAGUGUACAUGGUUCGUCCUCCUGUGCAGUUCUUUCCUUCUGCUGCUCUUCUGGGCUUACUUCUGGCUGGUGGCUCAAAAUGACAUCAACGAGUUCAACAUGUCGGUGUAUAACCACUCUGGAGAAUGGAGCGAUGAGACGAUCCCACUCCUGGCGUCCACCACCAUAGGAUUCAGCUACAUUACUUUCUUACUGAUGUUAGCUCUUUUCCACAUCUCUCUGGGCCAGCAGCUGAACCUCUACUGGGUUCACAAGAUUGGAGUGUUAGCGACGCUGCUGACCACCAUCUCUGGUAUCGUCUCUGUUGAUGACCUGUGGGCCGAUGAGUGGGACAUUCUGCUCGUAUCACUGCAGGCCACAGCACCUUUCCUGCACCUCGGAGCCCUGACAACAGUCACAGCCAUCAGCUGGUUGGUAGCUGGUUAUGUGGUCCGCAGAGAGAGAUCCACUUUCCAGGUGGUGGUGCUGCUGAUCUACACCCUCGUCCUCCUGGCUCUGUAUCUGGCUCCGCUCAUGUUCACCUGCCCCUGCAUCAUGGACCGCCACAGCCUCACACAUCGACCUGAAGUCAUCGGUCGACGGGGAGCUCCUAUGCUGGCUCCAGAAAACACCAUGGUGUCCUUUAACCGAGCGCUGCAGCACGGAGCUAGCUCCCUGGAGGCCGACGUCAGCAUCAGUGUGGAUGGCGUCCCCUUCCUGAUGCGUGACAGCACCUUCAGACGAACCACAGACAUCAGUAAGGUUUAUCCAUCCAGACAGUAUGAAGACGCCUCUUCCUUCAACUGGACAGAGAUCCGCUCUCUGAAUGCAGGACACUGGUUCCUGGAGAGCGACCCCUACUGGACAGCUAACACCCUGACAGAGAGGGACCGCGUCAGGAUAGCCAAUCAGUCAGUCUGCAGUCUGGUGGACAUGCUGCGCCUGGCGUCCAGGGCCAACAGCUCCGCCCUCCUCGACAUCCGCAGGCCUCCGCCAGAGCACCCCCGCCACCGGAGCUGGUUCAUGGACACGCUGUGGGCCGUGCAGAAAGCAGGGAUCUCCCAGAAGAGGGUGAGGACUGUGACGUGGACCCCCGACACGGACAGGGGGAGGGUGCGAGGGCUGCAGCAGGGUGCAAAUGAGAAGCUGUCCAUCAAAGAGAUAAGGCAGAGAGGAAUCACCAGCCUGAACCUCCACUAUAGCAAGGCCCACCACAAAGACAUAGAGGAGUAUCUGGCCAAUAACGUGAGCGUGACUGUGUACCCGGUGAAUGAGCCCUGGCUCUACUCUCUGCUGUGGUGCAGCGGGGUGCCUUCUGUGUCCUCUGAUGCCCCACAAGUCCUCCGAAAGGUGCCUUACCCCAUCUGGCUCAUGAGCCACCACGCUUACGACUUCAUCUGGAUCACUUCAGAUCUGGUCUCCAUCGCCGUGGUCAUCGGGAUCUUUUGUUAUCAGAACUAUCAUAUGAUCAGGUGGAAGAUGAGCGGGAUGCAGAACUAUAACCCUGAGCAGAUCAUGCUGAGCGCUGUGACACGUCGGACCAGUCGGGAAGUAAACAUCAUGAAGGAGAAGCUCAUAUUCUCAGAUAUCAACAAUGGACUGGGCAGUUCAGAGGAGCUCUCUCUGUAUCCUGAAAACGGCUAUGCAAGAUAUUCUAACAGCAACAUCAGUUGAUGAACACAUCUUCACUGGAACAUCUGCAUUACAGAUGUUGUUUGAUUUCAGAGUUUUAAUGAGUGGAUGUUAUGUUCUGGACAGAGGACACUGACCUGUAUGUCCAAAGACUGUGAAAGUGAAACAGCAUGGACAUCAAAUGUUGUCCGGACAAAGAGGGUUUCCUCGGUUUGCUCUGCUGACUCAGUGACAUAUCAACACUCUCUUUUGUGCAAGUUUGAUAUAAUAUAUGUCUGAUGUUAUUGUGUGUUUGAGUUUUCUAACAUAAUGCAGAAGACUGAGACAGGCAUAAGACAGAAAAAAGGAGGAGGAUGAUUUUUUAAAAAUUGUUAAUGUGAAGAUCAUACACUACAUCAGAACUACAUUAAUUGUGCUUGUGUCACCCCAGGUGGCUGAUUGGUUGGCUUUUUGCCUUUCCGGGGCGGGGCUUAGGUUCAAAUCAAGUAUUUGGGCAGUGUUGGAACAGGCUGGUAGUUGUGUGAAAAAUAUAUCAAAGGAAGAAGUUUUAAUAUUUUUCCAUUUCUAUAUUUCAUUUUUAAUUCCUCCAAAAAUGCAUCUUGAUCAAUCAUUUAAUUUCUCAUUCCUGGCUCUUCAACUGAGAGCGCAACAUUUCAACUCUUUCCUCGACCUUUUCACUUUAUCUCAGUAUUUUGACUUUAUUUUUAAAAAUCUUACAUUUCAUCUCACAUUUUUUUCUCAUGCCUUUACUCUUUCACUAAGACUUCCUGUCUUGGACACAUACAAAAUAAAAGUUUACCACAAACCUUUAAAGGCAUGUUGUAACUAUCAGUGUUCUUAAAAGUUAGCAUGUAGCAUGUAGCAGCAGGAAACACGUGACCUGUCAGUGUCAACAGUCUAUAAAACAGGAUUUGUUAGAUAAUAAACCUGAUCCAUUGUCGAGGCUAAAUGUAUAUUUCUGUUAUUGAAGCACGUUUUGAAUCAGAAUUUAAAAACAUAACAUUUCAGAAAUAAAAAAAGGAGGAAAAAAAUCAGUUUUAUGAAAUGAAAAUAAUAAGUUUGAAAGAGUAAAAAGUGUAAUUUUUUGUAUUUUUCUUGUAGGUCACUGUCAUUUUACAACAGAUGAUAUCAGCUGUGUGGUGUUCUGUAUCAUGUAAAUAAGAGCUGUUUUUAUUUCUUGUUUUUCGCUCUGGGAGGAUUUUAAAGGAUUUGGACGUGUCAUUUAUAUGUUUUACUUUUGCAUUUAUAAUAUAUAUGACUGUCUUUUUUUCUUAUUGGUGUGACAAAGAUAAGGGCAAAUGUAAAAACUUAUUUUAUUGCUGUUUCCUGUGUGUAUUUGUGUGUGGGAGGGGGAGAGGGGGGGGAAUUGGGGGAUUUAAGAGUACUGGUCGUCAUGUUGUGGUUUUAAUCUUUGUCUCUGCCUCUUUUCUGUCAUGACUGAUUUAUUAUGUAGAUUUAAAGAUGCUGUUUCAACGUUCACAUGGCUGCCUUUUUGUUUAAUCAUGGACAUAUUUCCCCCUUUGGGUUUAUUAUAUAUAAUAUAUAGUAUAUAGGAAUAAACAUUUCAAUUGACAUCUUAUCUUUUAGCUGCAGACAUGUCCACUGUCUAAUAAAAGUUCUCUCUUUGAA